Molecule: messenger RNA, 900 nt
Organism: Prunus armeniaca (apricot)
Lineage: Eukaryota; Viridiplantae; Streptophyta; Magnoliopsida; Rosales; Rosaceae
Source: the annotation of a GenBank genome assembly
AUGACUUCACCAAGUUCUCACAGUCCUUUGGUUAUUGCCUUUGGCAUUCUUGGUAACGUUGUCUCGUUCGUGGUUUUUCUAGCUCCAGUGCCGACGUUUUGGAGGAUAUAUAAGAAGAAAUCAACAGAAGGGUUUCAAUCAGUUCCAUAUGUGUUUGCACUAUUCAGUGCAAUGAUUUGGAUAUACUAUGCAUUUCUCAAGUCUGAUGAGUUCCUUCUCAUCACCAUCAACGCCUUUGGUUGUAUCAUUGAGACCAUUUACAUCUCAAUGUACAUUACUUAUGCACCUAAGCAAGCUAGGGUGUUUGCUUUGAGGCUGCUUCUUCUGGUGAAUUUUGGUGGGUUUUGCUUAAUUCUUCUUCUGUCUCACUUCUUGGCACAAGGGCCCACCCGCGUUGAAGUUCUUGGAUGGGUUUGUGUAGCUUUCUCUGUCAGUGUCUUCGCAGCACCUCUAAGCAUCAUGAGGGUGGUUAUCCGAACCAAGAGCGUCGAGUUCAUGCCGUUUUCUUUAUCCUUCUUCCUCACCCUCAGUGCUGUUAUGUGGCUCUUCUAUGGUUUGCUCCUCAAGGAUCUCUACGUUGCCUGCCCAAACAUACUUGGCUUCACCUUUGGUGUGGCUCAGAUGAUACUCUACGCAAUCUACAGGAACAAGAAGACAGUUCUUGUGGAGGACCAGAAGCUACCAGUGCACAAGGGUGAUGUUGUGAAGCAGAUCCAAAUUUUGAGUACAACUCCUGAGGUGGAGAUACAAGUACAAGCAGCAGCUGUAAGCUCCCAUGCCAAUACUGACAAUGAAAAUUGUGAGCAAAACAAGGAUCAAUAUGUGCAUCCUCAAACAUGUAACACUGAGAAAAUCAUCGGACCCCCUAUGCCAAGCCAAAUGGUUACAUGUGAAGUUUGA